This is a messenger RNA of Nomascus leucogenys (northern white-cheeked gibbon), 1991 nucleotides long. RefSeq names its product neural proliferation, differentiation and control 1 (gene NPDC1). Gene Ontology annotation, cellular component: membrane. NCBI's taxonomy places the organism in Eukaryota, Metazoa, Chordata, Mammalia, Primates, Hylobatidae. The record is from RefSeq and is a predicted model, not a curated record.
UGAGCGCGGCCGCCGCGUCUCCAGCCAAAGCUGCAGUCGGGGCCGGGGCCGUUCUGUGUUCCUGUAUUUGCUUUUCCCGCGAGUGGGGGUGCCCCUGCCUCUGUGGGCACACCUGUGCCUCCCUGCGCACCUGCCCAGCUCGUGAGCACCUGUCUGCGUGCGCCCGGCGCUCCUGUAUCCCUGUGCGCUCGCGAGGCUAGGCCCACGCAGGUCCUCUGCGCCAUCGCGGGUGCGGGUGAGGGGCUGGGAGUCCUACCGGGAAGAGGCCAGAAGGGAGCGCAUCCCGGAGAAGCUCACCCGCGGCCCAAACCCAGCCGGACUUCUGGGAACUGCACCGGCCCCGGAGGCCGCAGGUGCCGAGACACCCUGAGGCCGGGAGCGGUCCAGAGAGGCCUGGAGAGGGGACCAGAACUGGAGCAGGGGGAGGGGGCGCAGUCUGGAGCCGCCCUCCCGCCCCCUCAGGUGGAGCGCGCAGGCGCAGUCUCCGCGUGCGCGCCUCGCCGGCGCCUCCAUCCCGGAUCCUUGCUGCAGCGUCAGCGCCGCCGCCCGUGCCUUUCCUCUUCCUCCUCCUCCUCCUUGGCCUCCGCCUCCUCUUCCUCCUCCGUCCUCCCCCGCUGCCUCCGCUGCUCCCGACGCGGAGCCCGAAGCCCGCGCCGAGCCCCCGGCCUCGCGGUGCCAUGCUGCCCCGGCGGCGGCGCUGAAGGAUGGCGACGCCGCUGCCUCCGCCCUCCCCGCGGCACCUGCGGCUGCUGCGGCUGCUGCUCUCCGGCCUCGUCCUCGGCGCCGCCCUGCGUGGAGCCGCCGCCGGCCACCCGGAUGUAGCCGCCUGUCCCGGGAGCCUGGACUGUGCCCUGAAGAGGCGGGCAAGGUGUCCUCCUGGUGCACAUGCCUGUGGGCCCUGCCUUCAGCCCUUCCAGGAGGACCAGCAAGGGCUCUGUGUGCCCAGGAUGCGCCGGCCUCCGGGCGGGGGUCGGCCCCAGCCCAGACUGGAAGAUGAGAUUGACUUUCUGGCCCAGGAGCUUGCCCGGAAGGAAUCUGGACACUCAACUCCGCCCCUACCCAAGGCCCAACAGCGGCCCCCAGAGCCAGCCACCCUGGGCUUCUCGGCACGGGGGCAGGGGCUGGAGCUGGGCCUCCCCUCCACUCCAGGAAGCCCCACGCCCACGCCCCACACCUCCCUGGGCUCCCCUGUGUCAUCCGACCCGGUGCACAUGUCGCCCCUGGAGCCCCGGGGAGGGCAAGGCGACGGCCUCGCCCUUGUGCUGAUCCUGGCGUUCUGUGUGGCUGGUGCGGCCGCCCUCUCCGUAGCUUCUCUCUGCUGGUGCAGGCUGCAGCGUGAGAUCCGCCUGACCCAGAAGGCCGACUACGCCACUGCGAAGGCCCCUGGCUCACCUGCAGCUCCCCGGAUCUCGCCUGGGGACCAGCGGCUGGCACACAGCGCGGAGAUGUACCACUACCAGCACCAACGGCAGCAGAUGCUGUGCCUGGAGCGGCAUAAAGACCCACCCAAGGAGCUGGACACGGCCUCCUCAGAUGAGGAGAAUGAGGACGGAGACUUCACGGUGUACGAGUGCCCGGGCCUGGCCCCGACCGGGGAAAUGGAGGUGCGCAACCCUCUGUUCGACCACGCCGCACUGUCCGCGCCCCUGCCGGCCCCCAGCUCACCGCCUGCGCUGCCAUGACCUGGAGGCAGACAGACGCCCACCUGCUCCCUGACCGCGAGACCCCCGGGGAGGGGCAGGGCCCGGAGCUUCCCACUAAAAACAUGUUUUGAUGCCGUGUGCUUUUGGCUGGGCCUCGGGCUCCAGGCCCUGGGACCCCUUGCCAGGGAGACCCCCCAACCUUUGUGCCAGGAGACCUCCUGGUCCCCUGCACCUCUCCUGUUCGGUUUAGACCCCCAAACUGGAGGGGGCAGGGAGAACCGUAGAGCGCAGGAAUCGGUGGGGAAUUCUAGAGACAAAAGCCAAUUAAAGUCCAUUUCAGACCUUCGG